Lichtheimia ornata is the source of this 1095-nucleotide messenger RNA. RefSeq lists its product as uncharacterized. NCBI's taxonomy places the organism in Eukaryota, Fungi, Mucoromycota, Mucoromycetes, Mucorales, Lichtheimiaceae. Bases 1 to 1095 code for a protein of 364 amino acids. Gene Ontology annotation, cellular component: plasma membrane; SNARE complex; endomembrane system. The transcript is spliced from 11 exons. Gene Ontology annotation, molecular function: SNARE binding; SNAP receptor activity. Gene Ontology annotation, biological process: intracellular protein transport; exocytosis; vesicle fusion. The record is from RefSeq and is a predicted model, not a curated record.
AUGUCUUAUUACAGAGACCGCACCGCUGAAUUAAGGGGUGACGACAGCGAGGACUUUGGUCCACGACGUCCACCUGCUGCCACUUUUCGAUCAGGAGGAAAUAAUUAUGGUGCCCGUAACCAACCACCUGCCGGCUAUAAUCCUCACGAAUCAUAUGAAAUGCGUUCUCCUCCAAGUUAUGCUGGUGGUGUUGGUGGUGGUGGACGACAACAACAACAGUCACCACCCAUGGCAGCAGCAGCACCUCCACCAUCACGUCCACCACCCCAAUUGGAUACAAUGGAUGGAUUCUUUCACGAGGUUGACGAUAUCAAGAAUGAGGUUGGGGCAGUAAGCGAUAAUGUGGAUCGCAUCGAAAGACUUCACACGUCUGCACUGAUGAGUUUUAACGAAGAACAAUCACGCUACAUUUCAAGAGACUUGGCCACGUUGAAAAGAGAAACACAAAAACGAAAUUUGGAUAUCAAAAAUAGGCUCAAAGAAUUGCAGGUGGCCAAUGCGAGGACCGGAAAUGCAUCGGAUGCACAAAUUCGUCAAUCUCAGACUGCUGCAUUGAGAAAACGGUUCUUGGAGACGAUUCAAAGAUACCAGGAUGUGGAGCGUCUUUAUGACCAAAAGUAUCGGCAACGUGUAGAACGCCAAAUCAGGAUUGUAAAGCCAAAUGCUACACAAGAAGAGGUCGAUCGAUUUAUAGAUUCGGAUGAUUCUCCUCAGGUGUUUGCCCAAUCGCUAAUGCAUGCCACCCGAACCAACCAAGCAAGAGCAGUAUUAUCAGAAGUACAAACACGUCAUGAUGACAUUAAGCAUAUUGAAAAGACGAUAUUGGAACUCCAUCAACUCUUUUCAGAUAUGCAAAUGAUGGUUGAGCAGCAAGGCGAAACAGUGACCAAUAUCGAGCAGCAUGCAGAGAACACGGUUGGCGAUCUAAAACAAGGCAAUUCAUUCCUUACAAGGGCUAUUGCAAGUGCACGUGCAACACGCCAUAAAAAAUGGUGCUGCUUGGUGCUUGUGAUUAUUAUUUGUGUAGUCAUCGCCAUCCUGGUUUGGUGGUUUGCAUUUGGACAUCCCGGAGCAGGUGGAAAUACAAGUAGCUAG